CGCACGCACACACGCGCACACACAUUGGAUGGGAAAGACUCGUUCAGCACAAAGAAGCGGCAAAGAUAACGGAACAAACUCUUGCUAACUCUCACCUUUUCUUUCAAGCACUACUUCGCCUUGAGAGACACUACAGAUGGCUGAAGAACUAAAGCGCGUGAGAACGGCGUUUAUUGAAAAAGUGACCUUGCCCAUAAUCAAACAACUUCUGAACGACCUUUUGGAUGUUAACGCCUUGAAUGACGGAGAGCAGGAGAAUAUCUUGGAUGUGAAUGACGGCAGAGAAGAUAAAGCUGGUGCCCUCAUUGACUCAGUGAGGAAAAAAGGUGAUAAGGCAAGCUGGUUUAUCAUAACUUCCCUUAAAAAGAGGGACCCGAUGCUCUUCGAAGAAUUGGGACUCCCCGCCGAGCCUCCCCAUGCUACCCCCAAGGCGAAUUGGUGGUCAACCAAUCUCAAACUUUGCAAAAACUCCUUUUGGAAUUCCAAAAAGAAUGACCCAGAGAUCUAUCCUGUGACUAAAGAGUCCGUACGGAGCCGCGUGGCUCUGCUUAUCACCAAUAUCAAAUUUAAGAACAGGGGUCUUGACAGACCUGGUGCUGACGUAGAUGAGCGGAACAUGCAAAGGCUGUUGAAGGAUUUAGGAUACGAGGUGGUUAAACACACCGACCGCACAGGACAGCAAAUGGACAAGGCCGUCCUCGACUUCUCCAAACAUUCCAAACUCAAAGACACAGACAGCGUGUUUGUGGUCAUCAUGUCUCACGGGAAAUUGGGAUCGAUCCUCGGCGUCAACUGGAACGAGACCCAAAAGCCGCAUGAAGAGGAUUUGUUUCCCAUCGAUAACAUUUUCAAACAUCUGAACUCAGCCAACUGCAGGGCGCUGAUCGACAAACCCAAGAUCAUCAUCAUCCAAGCCUGUCGAGGAAAGGAGACCGGGGCGGUGGCCUUGAGCGAUGAUGCGGGUCCGCUCUGGUCUGAUGCUGCCGGUGGCUCUCAAUAUGUCCACAAAGAGAAAGAUUUCGCCCCUCUUCUCUCUUGCACACCUGAUACCAAGUCAUACCGACACCCAGAGGAAGGCUCUUUGCUAAUUCAGUUUUUUGUUGAAGUUGUAAAGACCUGCGCUUGUGAGAAAGACUAUGAGGAACUUAUCAGGAUGAUCAUGCGACGCUUUGAAGGAUUGCCGUAUGUGACAAAAAAACAGAUGCCAACUAAAGAAAGAUGGAAUUUGCCAAGGCUCUUCUACCUCUUUCCUGGCAUUUGACACCACAUUUCAGAGGAACAUAUCACUGUCAGAUUGCGGCAGUAAUAUUAACAAUUUUAUAUGUAGCUAGGAAGGAAAUUGUAAUAAAAAAGACUGACUUGAAGUGGAAAAAUG
Syngnathus typhle (broad-nosed pipefish) is the source of this 1375-nucleotide messenger RNA. RefSeq names its product caspase a-like. The transcript has 8 exons. Gene Ontology annotation, biological process: proteolysis; regulation of apoptotic process. NCBI's taxonomy places the organism in Eukaryota, Metazoa, Chordata, Actinopteri, Syngnathiformes, Syngnathidae. Gene Ontology annotation, molecular function: cysteine-type endopeptidase activity. The record is from RefSeq and is a predicted model, not a curated record. The coding region runs from base 137 to 1261 and encodes 374 amino acids.